This is a messenger RNA of Gossypium raimondii (Peruvian cotton), 3107 nucleotides long. Its product is annotated as type I inositol polyphosphate 5-phosphatase 8. The coding region runs from base 1036 to 2598 and encodes 520 amino acids. The transcript is spliced from 10 exons. Gene Ontology annotation, molecular function: inositol-polyphosphate 5-phosphatase activity; phosphatidylinositol-4,5-bisphosphate 5-phosphatase activity; phosphatidylinositol-3,4,5-trisphosphate 5-phosphatase activity. The record is from RefSeq and is a predicted model, not a curated record. Lineage: Eukaryota; Viridiplantae; Streptophyta; Magnoliopsida; Malvales; Malvaceae. Gene Ontology annotation, biological process: phosphatidylinositol dephosphorylation.
UUCAGUUAGGAGGUGUUAGAUUUUAAAUGGUGUUUUUGGUUUCACGUUUAUUGUGUUCCUCUAUUAUCUCUUUUGAUCAAGUUAUUACCCAAUGACCACCCUUGCUUCAAGAAACCACUUAUUUGCAUUUGAAGAUCCUUUUGUUUCAUUGGCCGGCCGCUUUGUGGGAUCUCCGUUUGUCUCUGCCAUUUAGUUCCCUUUUCAAAUUUUCCUAUCAUCCCAAACAUGAGAUUAUGACCUUAUCUUCAGGUUCUUGUAAAGUUCCUUUCAUUCCCCUAUCUUCAUGUUCCUUUCAUUCUUCAAACAUCCUUCACUUUCCACUUGCGUUCAUAAUUGAGAAUCAGCUUUCAAUCCCCCCCACCUUUUUCCCUUUUUCUUUUCAUCUUUCUGAAUCAUGCAAUAAUAUUUAUAUAGUCAAGUACAGACGUACCAAAUAAAAAGGCCAAAAUAAUUUUCCCAGAUGUAUUUUACCAGAGACUUUGAUGAUCCGAUCCGCUCCUUAAAAAUCUGUUUCACCUAUUUUCCACCCUGUAAUCCUCUCUGCAAAGACGGCUAAAAGCUUUAAAGCCUUUCUUUAAACCCAAUAUUUACAAAAAAGAAGGAUGAACCUGACCUAUUAUCCAUCUCUAGCACCCUUUAUAUUAUAUUGAUACUACGUUUUCUUUCUUUUUAAACUAUUCUUUUUCCGUCUACGUUUCUUCGUUGGAAGCUGUCUCCAUUUCUCCUGCAACUAGUUCUUUCAUAUUGCGUUGAAUUUCUCUAUUUAGUUGAGCCUUCCUAACCAUUUUCACUCAAAAUAUAGAUAAAUUAAUACCCAAAGCCUUUUUGCUUCCAACUCUUAUAUUCCGGAUUAGCCGACCUUUUUAUAUAUAUAAAUAUUAAACGCUUUCUCUAUUUAAUUCACAAUACUAUAAAAUUUUCCCCGGAAAAUCUCCACAUUUAAUAAACUGAUUAAUCCACAAUUGGAUUUAAAAAUCCGCCAACUUGUUUCUGAUCUCCAUUUUAAAAUUUCCCGGCUCAGGCGCUCAAUCAACUAUGAGAACAGAUAUGAGAAAAAACUCCAAGUCUUCGUGGCCUAAAGUAAUCGCUCGAAAAUGGCUGAAUAUACCGAGUGGAGCUGACGAGUUUCAGUCCGAUUACGCCGUAAACGGCGAAACUGGUGACAGAAGAAAGAGUUGCUGUGACCAGGAUUAUCACUCGAUCGUACCGGAAAAUUUCUCAGGCUGGCUGACGGAAACUGCCGGAGGGAUUAAACCGUCGAAAAGUAUGCCGGAGCCACCACCUGUUACCGAUUCACUCAACCUCAGGAUGUUCGUAGGGACAUGGAAUGUGGGAGGAAAGUCGCCUCACGAGGGUUUGAACAUAAGAGAUUGGCUAAGCUCGCCAGCCCCUGCUGAUAUCUACGUUCUUGGGUUCCAGGAAAUUGUUCCUCUAAAUGCUGGCAAUGUGCUUGGAGCUGAGGACAACGGACCAGCUGCCAAAUGGCUUUCCCUUAUUCGUGAAGCUUUGAAUUCCGACCAAAGUGACAAAGAACUUGCUCGAUGUUAUAGCGAUGCCACUGAAGAAAGCAGUCCAUCCUCACUGCAGCUUGAGCAGCAAGCCAGCCUGAAGCCUAGGACCAGCUUUACUGAUUUACUCUCAAUGGAAGAUGAACUUGGCGAAGAGGAUUUCGAAAGAUUGCUAAACUUAAAUUCAAAUUCGAGCGAGGAAGGCUCUCCUAGUCCCACCUACAUGUCCGGCAGUCCAGCCCGGCAACACUUCUGCUUAGCUGCUAGCAAGCAAAUGGUUGGGCUUUUCUUGUGUGUGUGGGUUCGAACCGAUCUUUACAAGCAUAUUAGCAAUCUGAAAGUCUCAUGUGUUGGCUGUGGUAUCAUGGGGUAUCUUGGAAACAAGGGUUCAGUAUCCAUUAGCAUGACAUUGCACCAAAAAACGUUCUGCUUUGUUUGUACGCACUUGACGUCCGGGGAGAAAGAAGGGGAUGAGAUCCGAAGAAAUUCCGAUGUAGCAGAAAUAUUAAAGAGGACAAAGUUUUCUCGUUCAUUUAGAGAUCUCAGGCAGCCAUUUCAUCCAGAGAACAUUUUAGACCAUAAUAAGGUUAUUUGGUUAGGGGAUUUGAACUACCGGCUUGCUCCGGGUUGUGUCGAUACGCAUGAAUUACUGAAGAAGAAGAACUGGCAGGCGCUUCUAGAGAAGGAUCAGCUAAGGAUCGAACGAAGGGCGGGACGGGUGUUUUCUGGAUGGGAAGAAGGCAGGAUAUGCUUUGCUCCAACUUACAAAUAUCUCGCCGACUCAGAUGAUUAUGUUGUCCAAACAUCUAACUCGAAAGAAAAACGACGAAUCCCCGCCUGGUGCGAUAGGAUCCUAUGGAAAGGUGAAGGACUUAAGCAAGUAUGGUACUCAAGGGGAGAGUGUAGAUUCUCGGAUCAUAGACCCGUUUAUUCCCUCUUUUCAGUCCAUAUCAAUUUAGCCAACAAGUUAAUACCCACUGCUAUAUCAUGCCCGCCAAGGUUUUCAUCCAAAUCUGCCUUGUCCUCAGCUUGUGGGGCAAAGGUCCAAGCUGAGGAACUGUUGGUAAUUCCUGGCCACAAAGCUGCAUAAUUUGACACCCGUCCAAAAUAUUACCUUCCAAUAGUGAAGUUAAGGAUGUAAUUGUGGAACAAACCCUAAACCUUAAAUCUUAAUCCUUUGACACCGACAAUUUUAAAGGGUUGAGAGUGAUGAUUUUGAGGAUGGAUAGCAUUUCUUGGUUCAUGAACUGGAAGAUGAAGAAGAAGGAAUAGGCAUAAAAUUGGAUGUGGGGUUUGAUGAUCAUUCCUGAUUUUUUUGACGAAGCAAUGAAUGAUCUCAAGGGAUUUUGUAAAUGUGUUUAGAAUUAGAAGCAGCGAUACUUGUUUAUAGUCUGGAAAGCUAAAUGAAGUUCUUGUUUCACUGGAAGAGAGUGCAUUCUCAGCUUUUUCUUGUAGAGAAGUAUUUCAUUUGUAAUUCCUUUUUUUGGAGAUUUGAUACCCAAAAGAAAAUUUUGAUCAAAAUGAAAAAUGUAAAUGGAAAGAAAAGUGGGUUUCCAGAUAAAAGAACUUUUAAUUGAUAUUGUUAUUUGAUUGUUUUAA